Messenger RNA from Lindgomyces ingoldianus, 3054 nucleotides. RefSeq lists its product as uncharacterized. The record is from RefSeq and is a predicted model, not a curated record. Lineage: Eukaryota; Fungi; Ascomycota; Dothideomycetes; Pleosporales; Lindgomycetaceae. The coding region runs from base 1 to 3054 and encodes 1017 amino acids. The transcript is spliced from 24 exons.
AUGACGUUGCGUCGGCCCGUGGUAGGAGGGAGCCGGACAAAUGCUACCGGCUACUGGAGGCUCUUCUACGCUCUAUGCCGAGCGCUUCCACGUGGUUCAGAGAUUUCUAAAGCUGAAGUAGCUUUGAGGAAAGUUUCAAUGCAUGAAAAGGCCCUCUCACCUCCACCUUCUCAUUGUCUCUUGUCGAACCGUACGAUAAUGCUCUUCUCUAGGCUUCCUUCUCUUGUGUUGAUACUGGCCACGGCCGUUGUCGUCCAUGUCAGCCCUGUCAACAUCAAACCUGCUGAUCCGGCGCCAAGCCAAGGCAACGGAUGCAUCCUCAAAACAGACUUCGAUGACAAGUCGAAGCCAAACCCGUGGGACAACCAACCACUCCGCCAGAACGGCACUUCUCGCGAUGUCGGUGUUUGGUUGCGCAAGCGUGACGCCGUCGAGCAAAUUCCUCUUGAAUGGUACGUGAACGCCACAGGCCACAACAACACCUACCGCAUCAUCCAGCCGGUGCAAUCAAACGAAAGCCGUAAUCUUGGAUACGUCGUCGAUUCCGCUUUCGAGGUUCCCGGCGCCGGGGCUGGAAUGCUUGCGUUAGUUGGUGCUCUUGCAUGGUCAGAGAAUCCUCCCCGUCUUUUCAACAUUGACAAGUGGCUCUUUCAUACCGAUGAGUCUGGCAAAAUUUACCUCGGCCUUCACGAUGCGUAUGGUGACCUUUUUCAGCCACUUCAGUAUGACCAUGGCUUUCUCUGGUAUGCGAAUCCGAAUACGUGGUGUCCACCACCUGGGCAAGGAGAAUGUGACGGUCUGAAUUUCUUCUUCGGUGGUAAUGAUCAGCAGAAAUUUGGUCAGAAGGUUCGCAUCAGGGUCGAGUGUCCGUACGGUGUCAAUUGGAAUUUACUCGGCUCACUUCUUGGGGUGGUUUCUGGAGGGAGAAUCUACUGGGGUUUGGUGACCGGGUGCCUCUCUGGAAAAUUAUUGUGUCUCAAAAUAAUGUCUGGUGAUCCUCGUACACGGAAAUCUGGAGACCUCGAUGACGAACGGUGGCUCGAGAACGAUGUCGAUGGUAAUACAAACUACCAAAUCAAACCUCUCCCAGCGCAGAGGUCGACGCUGUAUUUGCUUCUUGUAAACAAGCUCUUCAGCAAACGCCUUCGCCUAUCGCCGGGUAUCAAGCGGUCCGGAAAUGGUACCUACACCGCAGAUCUACAUGUGGUGUGCGGGACAGCUAUUUUACGCGGUGCUGAUGCUGGCUGGGGCAGCGGGCGGCGAAGCCUUGGACACAAUAAUAUCACAAUUUUAUGUAUCAUAGCUCAAGCCACAGUGAUAACAUCAUUCAUAGCCACAUCCUGCACCUUUGGCGGGGGCUUCCCCAUAUUGCUCGGAUGCUGCCACCUAGCGGCCCUCAACUUCUCCCUAAAACACUCUCCCGUAAUAACAUCCUCUACCCCCUCGCCGUCCUCCUUCCCCGUCCAUGUCGGCAUCACCACUAAAAUCACCUCCCGAUUCGAGCUAAAGGAAAUCGUCACCGAAUACCGCUCCUCGCCACUCCAACUCAAGACUCUAUGUACUGUAGAUUUGAAAAUUCUACCAUACCUCCUUGUCCCGUGCCCUCCAUCUUCGUCUCAUACAGCGGACUUCUUCACGGCAUCAAAAGUCUCUGAGAUUACACUGGCGGGGGAUGUCGGGGUUCUCUGUGUAGAAGAAUCCAACUUGUCGACAGGUUUUGCCGAACUCGUCGAAGAGGCUAGAGACAUUGGAGAUGGGGAUGGAGGAGAAAGUUUAUUUGGCCGCAGCACUUCGAAUGAUGGGGCGAGAGCCACGAGCGCCGCCGGCGUUGUAGUAGACGUACUGGGUGGUGUAAGUUUGGUGGAUGGGGAAAGUCAUGCUGUUUCUCUAAGUCCGCGAACUGAAGACCUUCUCAAGUCUAGUAUCUUGAGCUGUGGUUUCGUUGCAAUUGGUCUUGAUAUUCCCCCCAAGUCUAGCCAUGCCCCGCAAUUCCGAUCAACGAGGUGUAGUACUGUACAAUUGGGUGAUUUUGAUGUCUAUACGGGUGAAAUUUUGUGUACGUUCGUAUGGAAGGGAGGGCGACAGUGGCCUCUGUUCAUCGCUGUGCAGUUGGGCUCUAUCUACUACGCGGGAUGCAUCAUCGUGGCCCUAAUCCACAAUUGUGCAUUUCAGGCAUUUCCACCUUUUAAAUGGAUCGAAGACUGUGUGAACUUCGCAGGGGUAAUGGUGGCGCGCAAAUUUCUCAGUGGACUUGAAACACAUCAACAACGGCUUCAUCUUGAUCGAAUCAUUCUGUCGGAAGGGCUUAUCGCUUUGGAUGCUUCGAGCUGGAAGAUUCCUCCAUUAGUUGCGGGCUUAGCGUCUAUGUCUUACGGAAUUUACAUGUGGUUUUUCAUCGCGCCGUCGGCAGUUGAAGCGUGGUUCUUCAUUGAGGAGGAGAGGGAUCUGGGUCAAGCAGAAAAAUCGCUACCAAGCCGUCGAAUCACUCCUAGUUAUCAGAUCUUGGUGCUCUCCUCCCAAAUCCCUUCCGCUAGGCUCAUCCGGGUUCUGCGAUUGCCGCAGGAUCUUGUCGCUUUCUGGGUCUCGUUUUACACCGGUUUCGGAAGCGUCACACCCUUUAAGAAAUACGGCCAACUCAUUGCCAUGGUUUAUCUUGAUCAGCAUACUCUUGUCCAACGUUCUCGGAAUCACGAAGAAAACGACCUUGAAUUUAUGCUGUUUCUCAUACUAGGCAUUGCGAAUUUGAUGAACCUCAAUCAUUUCAUCUCGUUGAUUGUGUUGUGGACUCUGCCAAUUCUGGUCCUUGCUUCAUUUUAUACUUUGAGCGGGUUAGAGAAUCAUGGGAAAGACAAGACAAAUAUCGAGUUUAUGGAUUUGACGGAUAAAACAAGUUAUUUCGUGGAGAUAAGAUGUGCGGGUACAUGGAAUGAGGCGCUAGUGAUAUUUCCUGCCGGCCCUUUCGCCCAGCUAUCAGGUCCAGAGGAUUCAGCCUCAUCAGCGCAGCUUUGCAACCGAUUUCCCUGUCAUGGAUUGGAACAACAUGGAUUUGAAUGA